This is a messenger RNA of Suillus bovinus, 1014 nucleotides long. RefSeq lists its product as uncharacterized. NCBI's taxonomy places the organism in Eukaryota, Fungi, Basidiomycota, Agaricomycetes, Boletales, Suillaceae. The coding region runs from base 1 to 1014 and encodes 337 amino acids. The transcript is spliced from 5 exons. The record is from RefSeq and is a predicted model, not a curated record.
AUGUCUCUACCUACGUUAGAACGUCCUUCUGGCUCUCCAUCUGUCAAAGCCUCACAAUGCGUGAAAGAGCUUGCAUCACGUUGGAACAAUAUGACAAAGGCCGCACAAGAGGAGGAAACCAAUGAUGCAGUACAGUCACUCAAAGAAUUUCGCGAAAUGAAAAAUCUUGCUCUCCACAACGUGCCAUUAAAUGCUUUUCAAGAUGCUCGCUCUUUGAACGCUCACACAGGUGUUGAAGUCUUGAUCAUCGCAACACGCUCCAACCUCGAUCAUUUCAACCAGCCGCACCUCUUUCACACUCAACGAGCCGCAGAUUUUCUGGAUGCAUGCUACGGUACUUCAGCUAUGGAUGUUGCCUUGCAUAUGGAGGCCUUCUGCAUCACUGGUGUCCAAGGUGUCGCAAAGACUCAUCUUCAAGAAGUUCUCGCUCUCAAGAAAGCCAUCAGUGUACUAAUCCUGUGGAAACUUCAAGCUGAAGCUGCACCUUUCAAAGUACCUCAGGCUGAACUUAAGGAUUGGGAGGAUCAGCAGUUCGAAGAAGCACUAAAUGGCCGCACUGGAGACAGAGACAAAGCUGGACUUCCCAACAGCAACGACAACACUUCCAACAGCGACAACGGCACUUCGAACAACAACGACACUUCCAACAGCAACAAUGGCACUUCCAACGACAUUCCCAGCAGCGACAUUCCUCCCCCUACUACCAGCGCCACUCCUCCAGAGACUCAAGCCCAAUUUCAUCAAGGAUCGAAGCGCAAGGCUCGUACAACAGGUGUCAGCACUGUCACCACAACAAAUGGAAGUGGCAUUGCUGUGGAGAAGCGGGCACGCAAAGAGCGGUCAGACAAGGGCCAGAAGCACGGUCCUCGCAAGAAACCAUGCACCAACAACAGUGGCAGUACUGCAAGCGCCAACGAGAGUGGAAGUACCCCAGGCACCAACGACAGCGGAAGUGCCACAAGCGCCUCUGUCAGUUCUGUACACCAGACAAGUGCUAUACCUCAGCCCUCUUGA